Messenger RNA from Sardina pilchardus (European sardine), 1128 nucleotides. RefSeq names its product GTPase IMAP family member 9-like. The coding region runs from base 1 to 1128 and encodes 375 amino acids. Lineage: Eukaryota; Metazoa; Chordata; Actinopteri; Clupeiformes; Clupeidae. The record is from RefSeq and is a predicted model, not a curated record. Gene Ontology annotation, molecular function: GTP binding. The transcript has 2 exons.
AUGCUUUUUGUGGAUUACAGCUCUGCCUUUAACACAAUCAUCCCCAACAUCCUGAUCAACAAACUGCUGACCCUCGGACUCCCCUCACCCACCUGCAGCUGGAUAAAAGACUUUUUGACAAACCAUCCACAGACUGUUCGAAUUGGCCCCCACCUCUCUUCCACCAUCACACUCAGCACCGGCUCACCUCAGGGCUUGCCUGAGCAGAGGAUUGUGCUGCUGGGUAAAACUGGUCCAGGAAAGAGUGCAUCAGCCAACACCAUCCUGGGGAAGACAAUAUUUACAGAGGAAGUCUCAUUUGAAUCUGUAACUCAAACUUGUGAUAUACAGCAUGCUGAGGUGGCUGGUAGACACAUUACUGUGAUUGAUACACCAGGGUUGUUUGAUACAGGAAGGUCAAUAGAACAGCUGAAAAGUGAACUAGAGAAAUGUGUUCAGUUGUCUCGUCCUGGGCCUCAUGCCUUUCUGCUGGUGAUCAGGCUAGAUGCAAGAUUCACAGAAGAGGAGGGGAACGCAGUGAAGUGGAUCCAGGAGAACUUCGGUGAGAGGGCGUUAAAGUACACCAUAGUGCUCUUCACUCAUGGAGAUGUGCUGGGGAGAAAACCAGUGGAGGGCUAUCUGCAGAAAAGUGGUUUGCUAUCUUCACUUAUUGAGAGGUUUGGAGGUAGAUAUCAUGUCUUCAACAAUAGGAAGAAAAGAGAUCGUACUCAGGUCCUGGAGCUACUGGAGAAGAUAGACGUCAUGGUGGAGGAGAAUGGUGGAGGACACUACACUAGUAAGAUGUACCAGGAUGCUCAGGGAGAGAUAAGAGAAAAAAAGGAGAGGCAAAAACGAGAGCGUGCAGAGAGAGCACAAAGGAGACAAGAGGUUAAAGACCAGGCUACCAGGCAAAGGAUGGCCACCCUAGGACGCAUCGUGGGGGCCACUGUAGCCACAGGUGGGAUAGUAGCUGCAGGAGUAGUGGGAGGAGUGGGAGGAGCCGCAGCAGCUUUUGGAGGAGCCAUGGGAGCAGCUAUGGGAGGGGCUAAUGCCCUUGGGGCCUUGUUCAACAAGGUACUUGGAGGAGGAGGCACACAAGUAGAUGUUCAGGAGACAGAUGAGGAAGAAUCAGAGGAAGACGACAGUUAA